AAAUCUUCCCACAAACCAACCGCACUCGGCACACCCACCGCACUGAACAGUCGCCGUCGACACGAGCGCCCUCUGUCACAGGCGACGACUAGCGAUCCAUUGCACGCGACGGACGCAUCGAGAGGACAUCCCAUCCACAUCCAUCCAUGCAUGGCCCAGCGUCAGAUCCCAUCCACCAUGCAUAGCGCCUUCGCGCACCAGCAGAACGCCUAUGGAGGACAGCCGGAGUGGCAGCAUCCCAACCAGGCACAGCAACACCAUUACGCGGCGCAGACUCAAGCUGCCGCUGCCGCUGCCAAUGCCGCUGCGCAGCAGCACUAUGGACGGACAAUGAGCGCAGCAGGCCAGAACAAUGGCGGCGGCAACAACAACUCAGGCAACACCGGUAUGAACGGCGGCUCGGGACUCGGAGGCGGCAAUGGAAUGGGAGGAGGAGCUAGUGCAGAUCAUGGAGGUGGCAGCAUCAUGGGCCCAGGCGAGAACAUCAGCGACGACAACCGCAGAGUCUUGGAGUGGAUCUCGCAAGUUCUGCGACCCGAGACACGCGAGGCGGCUUUGCUGGAACUGAGUAAGAAGAGAGAGCAGGUGCCAGAGUUGGCGCUUAUUCUGUGGCACUCUUUUGGCGUCAUGACCUCACUUCUACAAGAGAUCAUAUCGGUGUACCCGUUGCUGAACCCUAGUCAGCUGACCGCCGCUGCAUCCAACAGAGUGUGCAAUGCACUCGCUCUUUUGCAAUGCGUAGCGAGCCACGGAGAGACCCGAGGGCUGUUCUUAAAUGCUCACAUACCGCUCUUUUUGUAUCCAUUCCUGAACACGACCUCCAAAUCCCGGCCAUUUGAGUACCUGCGGCUUACAUCUUUAGGAGUCAUCGGGGCACUCGUCAAGAACGACAGUUCGGAAGUCAUCAACUUUCUUCUUACGACAGAGAUCAUCCCAUUGUGCCUUCGUAUCAUGGAGACUGGGUCAGAACUCAGCAAGACAGUUGCCAUCUUCAUCGUCCAGAAGAUACUGCUCGACGACAUGGGCUUGCAGUACAUCUGCCAAACAUACGAGCGAUUCUAUGCUGUGGGUACCGUUCUUAGCAACAUGGUGACGCAGCUGGUAGAUCAGCAAACAGUGCGCCUUCUCAAGCACGUUGUGAGAUGUUUUCUGCGGCUUUCCGACAAUGCUCGUGCACGCGAGGCUCUUCGCCAGUGCCUACCUGAGCCCUUACGCGACGCCACAUUCUCGCCUGUAUUGCGAGACGAUGCUGCAACAAAGCGCUGCCUUGCACAGCUCCUGUUGGCGCUGUCUGACCAGGCCGAGGCUUCUGUGACCGGCGCUUAUGGACACGGCCAACAUGGUUUGCUUGCAUAGUAAGCAAGCAUCGCAUCAUGUUGGCCACUUAAUGCUCGGACAGGGUGUUUCCGGCACAUUUCUUAUUGGGUCUAUCCAGCCUUGUCACUGGCCCCAUGGAUUCGACGAAUAUACUCUGUUGUGAACAGAAGACAUUUAAUCGCUGCAGCCUGGUUGUCGCAAUCCAGCUGGCCUCCGCGUAGCGCAUGGAACCUUCCGAACAACUUCACAGAGCGAGAUACUAUCCUAGGAUGACCCUUCAUUCAUGUUUGAGAUGCGAUCACGGGUGGGCGUUCAGUCAGGAGAACCUUACGGGACCGAGUGUGAGAAUGCUCUUCUUUACGGGCAAGCGAGGCUUCUUAUACCCCAUACGCAGCAGCUGACGAAGAGCUCGUCUGCCAGCUCGAAGCGUAGCUUCAUCUUCGUGACUUUUUUCUUCUAUUUCGGUCAGGGACAGGGAACAGAGCAGAGCUGGAGCAUAGCAUGGACAAAAGCGGCGUUUACGAGAGAGAGAGAGAGAGAGCGAGAUGUAGAAUUACAGCCGGGAACACAAAAGGGGACGUACUGCUACUUCAGUGGCUGGAGAGGGCUCAUGAACGUACGCGUGUAGAUAUGACGGGGUGGAUUGCCCUUCUUUUUUUCCUUUUGCUUUUGACGUGCUAUGACGGAAGCGAAUCGGCGCGAGUCAACAUCGAGAUAG
Sphaerulina musiva SO2202 is the source of this 2035-nucleotide messenger RNA. Its product is annotated as Rcd1-domain-containing protein. Gene Ontology annotation, cellular component: CCR4-NOT complex; CCR4-NOT core complex; P-body. Bases 151 to 1356 code for a protein of 401 amino acids. Lineage: Eukaryota; Fungi; Ascomycota; Dothideomycetes; Mycosphaerellales; Mycosphaerellaceae. The record is from RefSeq and is a predicted model, not a curated record. The transcript is spliced from 4 exons. Gene Ontology annotation, biological process: negative regulation of translation; mRNA catabolic process.